Molecule: messenger RNA, 1866 nt
Organism: Kluyveromyces lactis
Lineage: Eukaryota; Fungi; Ascomycota; Saccharomycetes; Saccharomycetales; Saccharomycetaceae
Gene: NPP2
Product: nucleotide diphosphatase/phosphodiesterase NPP2
Exons: 1
Coding region: 1-1866 (621 amino acids)
Biological process (GO): nucleoside triphosphate metabolic process
Molecular function (GO): ribonucleoside triphosphate phosphatase activity; nucleoside triphosphate diphosphatase activity
Source: RefSeq, a predicted model, not a curated record
AUGCCAACAGCUGAUUCUGAAUUCGAAUUGGAGUUUUCGGAUUUGGAAGAUCCGUUAGAUUUCUUGGAUUCCCCUACUUGGUCUCAACGACUGAAAUCAUACGUGAAUCGUUCCAAAAAUUAUUUGAAGAAAUGGUACUACGUAACGCCAUUCAAUACUGGCAUCGAAUUGCAAACCUGGAAUGGUACAGAACUGCAAGAUGACGAUGAUAAUGACCAUAUAUUUGACAACAUCGGGGUUGUUAGAGCGAAAAAGAAAACAUACAUUUGGAAAUGGAUAACGUUUGUGCUUUCCAUAAUAGCUACGUUACUCCUUUCGAUACUGGUUAUAUCAUCGCUUAAGCAUAAACAGAAGAAAUUAACGCAUUCUGCUGCUAAGUUGGAACCAGGCUCAACAUCUUUUAAGACAUUGGUCAUCUCUUUAGAUGGGUUCCAUCCGGGGUACAUCAGUGAGUUAAGAACUCCCUUCUUAAAUCAGUUAUUCACACCUUCGAACCAGAUUAACGACACGUUAGUGGCUCCGUAUAUGAUUCCCUCAUUCCCAUCGCAAACUUUCCCAAACCAUUGGACAAUGAUUACUGGGCAGUUUCCCCAUCAUCAUGGUAUCAUCGCAAACAGGUUUUGGGAUAGUAAGAAUGAUGUGGAAUUUCAGAUAAACGAUAUCUCAUCGCGUAUGAACACCUUCUGGAAUCAAUCGUAUCCUUUAUGGUUCUUUACGAACGAAAUUCAUUUAAAUACUCACACGCACAUGUGGCCCGGUAGUGAACAGAUACACAGUGAUCCAUUGAGAAAUCCGACCAUAGUGGAUAGUUUCAAUAUCGACGAACCCUUAAAUGAUAAAUUAAACACUAUCAGAACAGCAUUACAAAAUGAAUCUACUACUUUAACAUUUGCUUAUGUACCUGUUGUUGACACCAUGGGGCACAAAUAUGGGAACUUAAUUGAUUCCGGUCAUUCUAAGGUAUUGAAAGAAGUGGAUGAUUUUUUGGAACAGCUGUUUGCUGACGUGGAUGAAAACGUAAACAUCUUGGUAAUAAGUGACCACGGGAUGAGUACCAUCCUCAAAGAAAAUGUUUACGUAUGGGAGACGUUAUUUGGUGAUUUGAGCACAAUUCCAGCGAUCGUUAAAUUGUACGAUGAUGCAAAUACUCUGAUAUAUACUAAUCAGGAAGAUAUGGAAACGGCAUACAAACAAUUAGAUCCUCACAUUCCUGAACAAUGUGAACUUGUACGAUCUACGGAUAUUUUCCCAGAUGUGUCUAACGAAAUUAUACAUGAGCGCAUUCCGCAAUUGCUUAUCACUUGUGAGCCUGGGUAUCAAAUAGUGAGACAGUCCAAGUACGAUAAGUUACCGAAAAGAUUCGGUACACAUGGAUUCCGCAAAGAUCAUCCUGAUAUGAGAUCCUUGUUCUUGGGGAAAGGACCCUUUUUCGCUGAUUUACGGUCGAAUUUGAAUGAUCAAUACAUCAAACCUUUUGAUAACAUCCAAAUCUUCUCGUUACUUUUGCAAUUAUGUGGAACAGACGACAUAGAUGUCAAUGUGGAUGCAGAUUUAAAGUUCUGGAAACAUUUAAUUCCAUUGGGUAAGUUCUCAGAAGUAUCGAAGAGUAUGUGGGAAAACUAUCCAGAUAGUGAAUUUAACAAGUUGUGGAACAAUUACAUCGAGGAAACGAUAUCGGAAAAACCUAGUGCUACUACUUCUAGCAUUGCAACCUCCACUAUCAGCCCUACUUCCAGUACUAUCCAUGACUCUACGCCAACUUCAGAGCGCCAUCCAUCAUUGGGCGAAAUUAUAGAUGAAGUGGAAGACACCAUCAACGAUAUUUUACACAAGAUAUGGCCUUCCAAUGAUAAAGGCAAUGAUUAG